UUAAUCGGAGGAAAAAUCGAGGGGAGAGUGGCGGGUGUCGAUGUUCUGAGAGGUUAAGAUUUUGCGAGCAUGCCGAGCAGUUUGUGCGUAGGUGAUCCAAGGAAAGGGGAAAGGGAGAACAAGUUACAGGAUAAAGGGAACUAAAGACAAAAUGAAGAGUCGACCGGCACGAAUGUUCGGAAUCCUCUGCGGGGUGAUUCUGUUGUCCCAGCACGGUAAUACAUUGGCAGGUAGCGAGAUCUACGCGAAGAUGUUCUCCAGUCCGCAGCAUCCGUCGGAUCCUUGUUACGACGAGGACAGACCGCGCCGGUGUAUACCGGAUUUUGUGAACGCGGCGUUCGGUGCCGCGGUCGAGGCCUCGUCGACCUGCGGUACCGGCGGUCCUACCAGAUAUUGUGAUGUAACUGAACAGCCAGGAGGUGGCACGGGAAUAGGUCAGUGCCAUACCUGCGACGAUAGCACGCCGAGACGUCGAUUUCCCGCAAGUUACUUGACGGAUCUGAACAACUCGAACAACGUAACCUGUUGGCGCAGCGAGCCACUCGGCACGUCCCAAAGUUUCUCAGCGCCGCCGGACAACGUGACUUUGACCUUGUCGCUAGGAAAGAAGUACGAACUGACCUAUGUGAGCCUGCAGUUCUGUCCGAAGGCUGCUAAGCCGGACUCGAUCGCGAUUUACAAGUCAAUGGACUACGGGAAGACAUGGCAGCCGUUUCAAUUCUAUUCGUCCCAGUGUCGCCGUGUCUACGGUCGUCCGAACCGAGCGACCAUUACGAAGGCGAACGAACAAGAGGCGAGAUGCACCGACAGCCAUCGUUACACGGGCGGCGAUGGCCUCGGCCCCGUCGGCAGGAUCGCGUUCAGCACCCUGGAGGGUCGUCCGUCGGCUUCGGACUUUGACAAUUCACCGGUUCUGCAGGAUUGGGUUACCGCCACCGACGUUAGAGUCGUUUUCAAUCGGCUGCAUAUGCCGCAGCAGCCCUCCCAGGAGCAAGUCUCGUCCUUGGAUACGGACGACGACGAUCGGGAUCAUCCCCUCGGGCUGGAAGAAUUGGCUAAACGCGAAAGAGAGCGAGAGGAACGCAUUAAGAAUCAAAAGAAUCUUCUGAGAGGCUCGAUGGAUCCAUUGGCCACCGCUUUACCCUCGGUACAUCAAGUGAUCGCGCCUCAAGAAAUGCAGUCAAACGACGCCGUGGACGGUGGUGAGAUGAGUUUCGCCGCCGUAACCGUCUCCACAUCCACCAGCAGCACCUUGUCCAGCGCCGGGACAAGCACCUUUGCUCACCACUACGCCGUUUCGGACUUCGCGGUCGGAGGCAGGUGUAAAUGCAACGGGCAUGCAGCGAGAUGCAUCCCAGGCAAGGACGGCGAGGUCGCGUGCGAAUGCAGGCACAACACCGCCGGCAGAGACUGCGAGAGGUGUCGGCCGUUCCACUUCGAUCGACCCUGGGCACGAGCCACUGCCAGAGAUGCCAACGAAUGCAAAGUGUGCAACUGCAACCUUCAUGCGAGAAAGUGCAGAUUCAACAUGGAACUGUACAAGCUGUCGGGACGUGUCAGCGGAGGCGUUUGUCUGCAGUGCCGGCAUUUUACGGCAGGAAGACACUGUCAUUAUUGUCGGGAAGGUUACUACAGGGACCCGGCCAGACCGAUCACGCAUCGUAAGGCCUGCAAACAAAAACCAAAGAAGACCACACUAUUCCCUUUGGAUAAGAAUUUCCAGAUUGUUGGACCGUGUGACUGUCACCCAAUUGGAGCUUCCGGGAAAACUUGUAACCAAAGUACCGGCCAAUGUCCUUGUAAAGACGGUGUAACCGGUACAACUUGUAACAGAUGUGCCAGAGGUUACCAACAAAGUAGAUCUCACAUUGCACCUUGUAUCAAAAUACCAAGGGUUGUACAGACGCAAGGAACGGCCGGCGAGGAGAGCGGUGAACACGAAGACGACGACAACCCGCGUGGUUACGAUGGACGAGCCGAUCAAUGCGGAAAAUGUCGAGCCAGCACUAAAAGAUUAAAUUUAAACAAAUACUGCAAAAGAGACUAUGCUAUUCUCGGUAGAAUAACAGACAGACACAAAAAGAACGACGGUUCACCGGCUGGGACAAGCGUUUCCGGUUCCGUUUGGAUACGUUUCACCUUAGAUGUUAACGUCAUCUACAAAAAGUCUCCAAACUCGAGGAUUCGUCGUGGUGACGUAUUUCUUUACGUACACUCGGCCGAUUUAGCCUGUAGAUGCCCGAAAAUCAAGCCAAAUAAGUCGUACUUGAUACUUGGCCAGGAGAGCGAUGGCGGAGGUCAAGGUGGACUGACAGUAACGCAGAGGUCAAUUGUGAUCGAGUGGCGCGACGAGUGGCAUCGCCGAAUGCGACGCUUUCAACGAAGGGCGAUAUCGUGCCAUUGAACUAAUUAUUCCCGCCUGACCAAGGAAAUAUAGACGGAGAAAGAAGGGAAGAUAGAGAGACAGGAAAGGGAGAGGACAAGAAAAAAGAGCGAUAGGUAAAAAUAGAAGUUGAAAACCUUUUAAAACUUGUACUCUCGUAGGAAGGUUGCACGUUCAUUUUCAAGCUGCCAAUAGCUGCUGUAUAUCUACUCGCAUACCUACUUCUAGGUUUCUUUUUCGCACGGAGUACUCGACGACGUCCUAAGAUUAACGAUAAGUAAUAAAGUAAACGUCAUUGCCAAGUGAAAUGCAAGUGAGAACUCGAAGUGUUUAUAGAAGAGAAAUAUCAGGCGAACUGAAUUCUUGUUAUAUACAAAUAACACUUAAUUUAUUGCAACUGACAUACAUGCUUUGAAUAAUAAUUGACUAUCUAUAUACCAUCUACCUAUAUAGAAGAAGAUCGGUUUGUUAAUUAAGCAGAUCUAUGAAAGAGCGAUGAAAUCAUUUAUAUUAACAAAAUUCGAUCUGAUAAUUUUAUUUCCAAUAUAAAAAAAGUGGCCACGUAAAUAGAGAUCAGUAUAAUGGACAAAAACACUCGAUUCGAGGACUAUUAUAUCAUUAACAUCGAUGAUGAUUGAAAUUUUUAUAAAAGAAUUAUAUCCCAUAAUUAUUAUUUAUGAUAUCUCAUCGUUCCCGAGAUGUAUCAGCUCCAAACAUUCACUGUCUCCGUCGCCUACGCUAUAAUCACGUGUAUAAAAUGUAUCAACGUAAAAUAAUGUUAACGUAAGUAAAGAAUAUAUCAGGCUAUUCGAAAAAAUUAGUACGUAUAUUCAAAUGUUAGAAAGAUAAAAUACAAUACACGUAUAGAUAAAACAAAAUUACACGAUCGUUAACAUAAUAUCAUAACGAUGGAAGAAAUUCUUUUUUUAUUUCUUUCUAACAUUUUCAAAUAAAGUUAUAACGCAUCUUCCAAUUUUAUUUAGAAUGACCUCUUUCGUAAUCUGAAAUAUUUGUGCCAUUUUUCAUAAAUAAAAUUAGGGUUUAAAUAACUAAGAAAAUAAUGGCCGGAUAUAAUGUCACUCUUUCUUACUUCCCAACGAUUUUAUUUAAUAUCUUGCAGAAAAAUGAACUGCUAAUUUGCAAUAGCUAUUUAUACAAUUAGAAAUAGAAGAAAUAGUAUAAAGUAAUUUUAAAAUGGCACAAGCGUUUGGAAUAACUUAAUACUUGCCUUUUAUUUUUACUAAUCCAUAUGUUGAAUAAUAUUCUUUUUGCUAUUAAUUAAAAAGAACAGUACAGAAAAAAGAACUGAAUCCACGUCCAUAUUAUGCAGUAAGAAAGGAAAUUACAAAAAUGCGAUUGAUCAAAACCGGCAAAUUUUGUUUGUUAGUAUUGCAUACAAAAUAUCAAGUAGUUACUAUAUUAUAAGAAUGUAACGAUUAUUAUUGUUCAGUAUCUCCUUCGUGCGAGCGAAAAGCCGAAAACUUGUACUGUUUUAAUUAAGAAUUUAUCGCGCCUACGGCAUAUUGUAGAUCAAAGAAUUACCAAUUUUAGAGGUCUGAGAUUUGAACCAAAUUCUUGACCAGUUGUAUAUCGUAAAUUAUACACGAUAUCGAAUUAAGUGUGCUAUUUAUACCUCCACAUUAUUAACCGAUUACUGUUGUACCACAAUUACGAUUUAGAUUCGAUUAAAUUAUUAAGCGUACCGUAUUGUUGUGUAUUGUGGUGUAAUAAAUGUGAUUAGUUGUAUGAAUAAUAAAUACAAUGCAUAAGAAA
Messenger RNA from Osmia bicornis bicornis, 4156 nucleotides. Its product is annotated as netrin-1-like. Bases 152 to 2404 code for a protein of 750 amino acids. Gene Ontology annotation, molecular function: protein binding. The transcript has 10 exons. The record is from RefSeq and is a predicted model, not a curated record. NCBI's taxonomy places the organism in Eukaryota, Metazoa, Arthropoda, Insecta, Hymenoptera, Megachilidae.